UUUUAUUAAAAAAAAACAGCUCAAUUAGUUUAACUCUUUUUUAAAAAGGAGAAAUAAAAAGGAACUACACCAGCUAGUAAUGGAAGCUAUUUGUGGGACAAGAGAUCACAGCCAUUCAUUCACGCCUUCCCUCAAUCGCAUGCAUCACAAGUGAGCAGGCCAAGUUGGGAUGGCUUGGGAUGCUCUCCAGCUAUUGAUGGUGGAUAUGCAAACAAGCCUACCAGCUUUUCACCCAGAAGUGAAAGAAACGCUGCUCAUGGGCGUACAAACAAACUACGUGUCAUCUUCGCUUUCACUACCAUCCUUCUUGUCUUUUUACCAGCUAGUCUCCUCUCUUCCUCCACUUCCACCAUUGUUCGUCUCUCCCCUAGCAGCAUGAAUAUCUACGGAGAAGAUCUCCCACGCUGCUAUUUCCACCCAAAGCAAGUAGUUGUGGGGAUUUGUUCCCUUUGUCUGAGAGAGAGGCUCCUGAACUUGGCCUCAAAACAAGGCCACAAACACCCGCAGGCCGAAGACACCCGCAGAUCUCUAGUUCUUAAAAGGAAACUCACCAUUUGUCUUCCUAGAUUCUAUGCUGUCAGCUCAAUUCUCCACCGCCUCAAGUUUCGGCAUCAGCGAACAAAUGACGGUUUCGAUGAAUGCUCGAUCCCCAGUCAAGAUUCAUUCAUAUCGGUCAAUUUCGUCGACGAUGAUCAGCCUGCACCGCACGGACAGAACAAGGAAGGAGGAAGUAUGGAGUAUGUGAAACAACCUGGUAUACCGAGGUGGCGAAAAAAGAUUGGCAGGCUGUUCGAGUUCGCAAAGUGGAAGGGGUCCCCCAAGCCAGGGACAUGCAAGGAGAGGAACCAGGGGGGGAAGGGUUGGACAAAGAGCCUUAAUUAGGAGGAGGGCCACCUCAGAAUAAAGGGAAGGAGGGAGGGGGCAGUAAAAGACAUUAUAAGCUUCCACCGUGACAAAACCUGUUCUAUGUUACCAAUGGUGCAUGUAGUUAAAUGUCUGAGGGUCUUCUUUCUUUUUUCUUUUUUUUUUUUGGUGAACUGAACGUAUGAGGGUCGACUUAUUGAUGAACUUCACUAGUAAGUCAAUAAGCUAGGAGACGGCAAGAUAGAAGUGUUCUUAGGAAUUCUAAUUUAGAUUUUGACAGGGUUUAUUGUCGUAGUUAUGUUGGUGAGAUAGCUUGCAGAUUUCCGUUUCUAGUGUUGGUGUCGUUGCAAAGUAGCAGGUUUCAAAGUGCACAAGUAAAUUUUCGCACCAUUUGAAGCUUGCAUUCUUGUCCUUUGGAACCAGCUUCUUGUCUGCUUCCAAAGUGUAGUUUAGUUUAGUUUCUCUUUGGGAACUGAUAGUAGGGAAAUGAUCGAUCGAUACUAUACAACUA
This is a messenger RNA of Phoenix dactylifera (date palm), 1375 nucleotides long. Lineage: Eukaryota; Viridiplantae; Streptophyta; Magnoliopsida; Arecales; Arecaceae. The record is from RefSeq and is a predicted model, not a curated record.